UUAUGAAAUUUUCAAAACAUAAAGUUGAAGUUGAUUCGCUUAUUUAUUGAGCAUAGCUUGUUUUCAUUACCAUUAGUUUCUAUAUGUUUAUAAUUUCAGCAAUGGACGGAAUCAAAACAUUCGCUAAAAUAAUAGAACUUGGCAAAAAUAACAGCAAACGUGAAGAAUUGCGAGAAUAUUGUAAAUUAAAAAUUGAUCAGAUUAUCAGUUUUCUACCGCGGCGGAUUUUAAAUUCCGAUGGAGCUGGCCUCCUUGAUUGUAUAUUAAAUGGAAUAUCUGAUGAACGUUUGGGUAAUAACAAAAUUAAAAUAAUAGAUGUAGUACUAAAUACACUGAGAAAAGAAACAACUUCCUUAACUCACAGCAGUGAUAUUAUGAGUAGAGUGCUGCCAGAACUACCAAGACACAAUCUCACAGAUUUAGUCAAAUGGUGUGAUGAUUGUAUUCAAUCUAUUGUUGAAGACAGUGAUACCAAUAUGAUAUGGAAGGAUAUCCUACCGGAAUGUCUGAACACAAUAUCAAGUUACAACAAUGUAAACCACUGCGGUACUGAUAUGACUGGUGCUGAAUACAAACAGCAGUGUAUACGCACACUUUGUCAGUGCAAAUGGAAGGAUCAUCAGCUAGUACAACUUACAUCUAUGUUCAUCGAGAUUGAAUUAUCUAAAAAUGAUCAUAAACAAGUUGUAAAUAAGAUAUGUUCACAUAUCAUGGGUUUAACACCUGCGGAACUUCCACCACUAGUUCACCGACUUGUAAGAUUAUGCAAGUUAUAUAACUUAGAAAUAGUGCUGGCGCAAUUAAGUCAUUAUUUUAACUUACAUCUGUAUAGUAAACUGGAGCCUCCGCCACAGGAUUCUGAAUCUACAACCAUGGAUAUUGAUGAUUUAGCACAACACAGUCCAGCUGAAUUAAGCAGUUGUCUCUCCACAUGUAUCUAUCAUAUGACACAAGGUGCUGCGGAACAUGAACUGAUAAAGAAACACAUCAAGACAUGGCCAAAAACUCAACUGUUGCGAGCUCCCUUCCUCAUUGAUAUUGCUCUAGCAGUGUCGGACAAGGGAGCUGAAUUUAAAUCUGUAUGCUUAGAUGCAAUAAAAUCAGCAAUAGAACAGCGUGCGCUGGACGAGUUGCGUUGCAAACAGUCUGCUUGGGUGCGAUCUGUGUUACCACCAGAUGUCGACGUAGUCAGUGUACUUAAAGUACUUACUACUGAGAGUGCCAAUCAUCGAGAGUUAACUGUACUGGGUUUAAUAAAUUUGGCAUUCUCUCUACUUGGCGUGUCUCGUGUCAGGCCAGUAGCGUCUGUAUUGUGGUCGCACGGGAAACUAAUACUGGUACGACUCUGUAAAACCCAGCCGGCUACCACUGGACAUAUACUGAGUCAGCUCGCUGACAGACUGUGUGGUGAUGUCGCACAGAGACAGUACUCGGAAUGUUUCUACAUAUUGUGCAAAUUAACUCCUGUGUCGGUGGAGCCAUGCACCCAGGUGAACCUGAUCCUGGAGAACUGCCAGCCAUCGGGCACGGAGUACGAGAGCGCGGCGCUGGUGCUGGCCGCUGUACAUCCGCUGCUCGGCUUCAGCACCAGGGUUAGAGAUGCUCUGGUGAUGGUCUGCCGCAAGGGAUUAUACGCAAGGGAGUCGCUGCACCGCUGUCUGUCUGUGUGCGGCUUCCUGACAGUGCUGCGACACAUCAAGCUGUCGGCCACGCUGACCUCCAGCCAGGCCUCCGGAGACCAGCUCAGCGCACACUCAUAUCUCACCCAGCUCACUGUCGAUGUACACGCCACGCAGAACGGAGCUGUGACGUCACGGAUACGUAACGAGGCGAUGUGUAUGGAGGUGGUGUCAAUACUGCGCCGUUGUUUAGUACAAGAUGCGAAUGUUAAACAGUUAUUUUACACAGAGUUAUACGAAUGUGUGAAAGACAAGGCAGCACUGCACGAGGCUGUAUUGGAGCUGCUGUAUGAACACCUGAGCAAGUUCCUGCCUGAAGAUGAAGAUGGUGCCGGUAUACUACUCGAUGAUUGUGUACAAAUUACACCUACCUCUGCUCUACUUACUGAACCGAUCUCGCGACUGUUGUACCUGGUGGCGCAGUUCCUGCAGCCGGUGGAGGAGGACCUGGAGGACAUACUGUCCAGCCCUGAGCUGGAGACUGCCAGCGCACAUCUCAAGAGCAAACUCAACAUUGUCAUGGACAAACUGUGCACUGCUGAUAAUAUUGCUAAUAUUAAUAUGGAGGAUGUAGGUCUAUCAGAUUUAACACCAGAGUCGAAGGCGAAGUGCAUCAAAGUGCAACAAGCGCUGCAGUGCUACGGGGCGCUGGCGGCGCACCUCGUGAUGCAGUGGAGCCCCGCCACCAGGACCGCCCCCACCAACCUAUACAAGCUAUAUAAGGCCAGCAACGAACUGAUGGACCACACCAAGACACCAUCAAAACAAUCUAAAAAGAAUACCAAAUCAUUACUUAAUGAAACAGGAGAAACAACGAAAUCUCACAAGAGUCAGAAAACACAGAAGGAUAAAGGCAAAGGUGUUAAAUUGUCCAACAUGGUGAAAGACAGAGCUGGACCUUUCAAACCUUUACCGUGUCUGUGGGACCUUAAGUUUUGUUUGAGGAUUCUUGUCUUGUUGUACAGCGAGGAGGUGCCAUGGUCAUCAGUGGAGCAGCGCAAUCAGAUCCGGGCACGUCGUGACUUCCACCAGUGGGUGGUGCGCGGUGUGCUGGCUGCAGUCACGGAGCGCGGUCACACGCGACAUGCGCUCACACAUGUCAUCAAAAUAGCAGCUUUAUUGUAUAGGAGAUGUGUUAUCAGAUUUCAAGACUUGUGUGACUUUGACGAGCAAACAGCGCUGGGUUGUCUGGAUGUAUUCAAAACUUGUCUGACCUUGACCUUGUCGAGCAACUACUCGCCUAAAUUAGAAUCACUCAUACCAAAUAUCACAGGACUGACAGACACAACAGUGGCGGCUAGUAUUGCUAAUAUCCUGGAGCACACGCACACUGCGCUUGCGCAGUUCGAUGUAGACGGCACAGAAGAUGCAGACGCGACAGGCAAGAAGAUUCUAUCAGCUUUGUGCCAGCUCGCUACGCUACUGCUGGAGACACCAUUGCAACCCAGCCAGGAGAUGAGUCGUGUUAUAAUAAAAAUGGAGGAGUACGUGCGUCGCAGCAAGCAGGACUGGCUGCAGCUGCUGGUGCCGCUGCUGGCCGCCGCAUGCCGCGAGCAGCACGAGGCGCAGCUGCUGGACGACCUGCUGGAAAAGCUCGCUAUUGCACUCGGCAGGAUUGAUGAAGAAGACUCAUCGGACGUGGAAGAUUCCGGUACAUUCCCGAGUAUCGACUCGCGUACUGGACAUAUAGCUCUGAACCACGUGUGCGCGCAUCUCGGCUACAGGUUCAAGUGCGUGGAACAUCUACUGACCCGUGCCCGGGAUCUGUCCAGUGCGCUGGACACUGCAACUCCACCUCAUCAUACGAGGAUUGAAAAAGAGGUGAAGGAGGUGUACAAGUGCGUGGUGGUGCAGCUCUGCCAGCUGGCGGGGUGGGCGGGGGGCGUGGCGCGCCUGCGUACUGCGGCGGCGGGGGGCGACCGCGUGCUCGCUGUCUGCGUGCGUCUGUAUGCGCUUCUCGCCACCCUUGUACGACAUAUACAACCCGAGCUAGCUAUUGCGCUUAGAUUGGACCGUCUGCUGAAGAUAUCAGGCAAACGUCUAUCAUCAGUGAUGGACUGUCUCAUCACGUACUUGGAGCAGGUCCAGCAGCAGCAGGGUGCGCGGCGUGGUCGUGACAGCCGCCUCGUGCCGCGCCUGGUACUUGAAGCAGAGCAAUUCAACAAGCACGCGACAUUGCUUGCCAACAAAGCUAAGGUUGAUUAUCAACAAUACUUCUCUUUGGGCAUCGCGCGCGACUUCAAGAUAAAGGCCUCACUCUUGCAGCAAGUUCUCAGCGCUGGUGACGAGCAGACUGACACUGCCGAGGAAGAAGACAUAAAUGACGCGAUCACAGAAAUAAUUCCCCUGUCGGUUGAUAAUGAGAACAAUCUAAACGAAGAUAUACCUUUAAGGAAAAAACGAAGAGUUUCUUAAAUAAACUGCGUGAUACUAUGUUAUAUAUUCUUGUUAAAUUUAU
Messenger RNA from Papilio xuthus (Asian swallowtail), 4137 nucleotides. It is a transcript of the gene FANCI, whose product is annotated as Fanconi anemia complementation group I. Gene Ontology annotation, biological process: DNA repair. The coding region runs from base 84 to 4094 and encodes 1336 amino acids. The transcript has 25 exons. The record is from RefSeq and is a predicted model, not a curated record. Gene Ontology annotation, molecular function: DNA polymerase binding. Lineage: Eukaryota; Metazoa; Arthropoda; Insecta; Lepidoptera; Papilionidae.